UAUAUAUAUAAUCAAAUGAGUUAUUUAUUUACUAGUUGAAAUCAACUUUUUUCAAGUAUAAUCAUCGACCGAGAGGCAGAUCUUUUCAUUGCCUUAUCGUCAUCGUCCUAAUAUAUUUGAAUUUGAUAGAUAACAAGUAGCUAUGUCCAAUGAGGAGCGUCUUCGAAAGCUAUUAUCUGAUUUAGGAAAAGCAACUUUACGUGGUGUUAGAAAGUGCCCAAAAUGUGGAACUUAUAAUGGAUCUCGUGGAUUGUGUUGUAAAAAUAAAUAUUGUGAUGCGGUAUUUAAAGAACCAGGAGAGAAACGAAAAUUAUCCACAGAAGCUUGUAAACUAAUAACUGGUUCGUCUGCGCAAGUGUUCUCCGUUCGAGUGAGAGACAAAGGUCCGGAUUAUCGAGGUUUUGUACAAUUGCCUUUAAUAAAUGCAACAAUUUCUAAUGGAAUUACAACAUUAAUUUCACAAACAACUGCUUUAUGUUUUGUGGAUGCUUGCGAGAGGAAUUUUGAUACCAGUGUUCUUAAAUGUCACGAGAAAGAUACGUCUGAUUUGUCCGUAUCAUGUCAACAUAUUCAGGCUGCAUUAAGAUGUUACGCAGAAGCUCAACCGCUGACUCUAAGAAAUUCUAUUUUGUCAUCUUUAAACGUAAAUAAUGAAAUAAAACAAGAAAUUUGGUUAUUAGCAACAGAAACUUCAGGUCCAUUGGUACAAAGAGUUUCUAAAAAUAUAAUGGCUGUAAAAUGUAAAGCUUCGCCGAAAUAUCCUUUAGGAUAUCUUCAUUUUUCUUUUUUCAUGACUAAAUUGAAAGAUAGAGUAGAACAUCGUCAUUUCUGCAGUUGUGCUGUAUUUAAGGGUAUGGCAAGAUCGAUUGAAGAUAAAUUAGAAACAAUGUAUUUGUUGCAAGCAAAGCGCUGUGUACAUUUUUAUGCGUGUAUAUGUGCCUUUGCUAGUGAUCCUAAAUUGUCAGAAGAAUUUAGUUAUUAUAUAAACUUAGAUCACCAUGAUUUCAGUAUACCAAAGCCACCAGUAUCAAUUUUACAAAAUAACGAACAAGAUAAAAUAGUUGGAAUAGAUCUAGAUACUUUAAACACAGAUGAUGCACAUCUGUUGAUUUUUCGUGAUGACACUUUAACUGUGCAAAGUUUAGAUGGAAAUAGACUUGACUUAGAUUCAAUGAACCUGGAUUCAACAAUCUUACCUGUUGAAAAUAUUGAAGUGGAAUGUGAUCGUAGUUUGUUAGAAGAUAAUAAUAUCAUUUCUCAGGUUCAUAAUUUGGAAGUUAUUGAUCAGAAUGGUGUACCAUUUAAUGGAAAUACAAUGAAAAUAUUGGAUGAACAAACUGAAAUCGAUACAAAGUACAAUGUAUUAAAUAGUCAAUAUAUUUUAAAUGAUAAUAAUAUAAAAAUAUUAAAUACUGGAACUUUAAAAGUCAUUGAUACAAAUACAGUAUUAGAUGUAAACAAUAUAAAAUUAAUAGAUACUAAUGCAGUAAUAAAUGGUAAUGAGAUUAAAAUGAUAGAAAAGAAUGGUUUAAUUCAAUAUGAUAAUGGAAGUAUGUCUAAUUCUGAAACUGGGACUACGCAAGCUACCGUUUCCAUAAAGAGAAAAAGGGAUGACAAAAACAUGAAUACAUUAAAUGCUACAAGUCUAAAUAAUUUAAGUUCCAUUGAACCCAGAAAAUCAAAGGCUAAACCAACUAUUAUAAAGAGAUAUCAAAAUUCAUACGAAGAUUUGGACGAAGCUAACACAAGCCUACCCUUUAUAAAAUGGUUAGCAUCGAUUACAGAGAGAAUAAAUCAAACAAUGCAUUUUCAGUUUGAUGGGAAACCUGACCCUUUGGUAUUUCAUGUACCACAAAUAUUUUUCGAUUGUUUACGGGAGAGAAUAUCUUGUGGUGGUAAGAAAAAACGUUUACCUAAUUCAACAACAGCCUUCGUCAGAAAAGAUGGAGUACCAUUGGGCACCUUUACUAAAUAUACAUGGCAAAUUACAAAUAUAUUACACGUGAAGAGUAUUUUUGAAACGCCUCUUAUACCUUUAGAAAUCACACGAAGUUUUAUACAAAAUGCAGAUGGAACAUAUGAAUUGUAUAAACGAAAGGAAACUGAUAUCGAUCGGUAUAAAAAAACAAAUAAUAGUGCAUUGAUCAAACCACUGGAAUUGAAAACUUAUCUGAAAGUUGGUAAUACUUCUCCUAAUCAAAUAGAGCCAACACCGUUCUUAAUAGAAUGGAUACCGGAUAUUCUACCAAUAUCGAAAAUUGGCGAAUUGAGAAUUCGAUUCGAAUUUGGACACGUUAAAAAUGAACCUAGCCAAAGAUGGAGAAAAAUAGCAUUAUCGAAAAAUUAUUGAAUAAAAAAAAGUUAAUGUCUAUAUAAGUUAAGUAUUUAUUUUAAAGUAUUGUAUCGUUAUUUCUUUAUUACUGCAAAAUUUUAAGUGUUUUAGAAAAAAAAAAAAAACAGAAGAAAAGGAAAAGAAAAAUUCAACAAUGUUUUACGUUGCAUACUUGUGUAUAUAUUUAAAUCGGCCAUUGAUUGUAUGCAAAAUGAUUUUACGUUAUAUAUUAUAAAUUAAUUUAAUUGUACUUUAACCCUUUCAGUACAUAAAUUCUAAUAACGAAUAUAUCAAAACGUAUAACUAACUUUAUAUAUUUCUAUGAUGUGUGUAGAUCAUGUAUUUUAACCAUAUCAAUAUAUUCCAAUUUAAAUUGAAUUAUAAUAUAUUUAACAAACUGAAUGUAAUUUUGAUGUAAUACUUAAAGGGUUAAAUAAUGAAAAUUUAAUAUUGUAUAUGUAUAUACAUAUAUAUGCUUUGAAAAACAAUUUAAAUACGCUAGGGAGUAUAUUCUAUAAAGUACAUGAAAACAUAUAUGAGUAUCGCUAUUUCUGUUUGAAACUCUAAUAUAGUUGGAGUUGAAAUUAUUAAAUGCAAAGACUGAUCUAAUUUACUCUGUUUUUAAAGAUGGGUACAAAGUACGUUCCUAAUGGGUAAUUAUUUGCGAAUAAAUUUUUAAGGAAUCAUUUAGAGCUCGUUUAAUGAUAAUUAGAUUAAUUGAAAUCUUGUUUGAACAAACAAAUUGUAUAUUUUAAAUUUUCCUAUUUUUUAUUUAUUUAUUAGAACGAGUACCACCGAGAUGAAUCGACGUAAAAAGAAAGAAAAAAAAAACAUUGGAAUUGUUUUUAUUAUAAAACGACGAAUGUAUCAUUCAACAUAUACGAUGUAAUAUAUUGUGUGCGUAUAUAUAUAUAUAUGUGUAUGUAUGUUGUAUGUAUGUAUGAUAUAUGUAUAUAUAUAUAUGUAUGUAUAUAUAUGUAUAUAUAUAUACAUAUAUAUAUAUGACAUAUCUUAGAUCAGAAAUGCUAAAUAAUAUAUUAUUUAAUAAAUACGUAUUCUAUAAUAUUGUA
Messenger RNA from Vespula vulgaris, 3402 nucleotides. RefSeq lists its product as uncharacterized. NCBI's taxonomy places the organism in Eukaryota, Metazoa, Arthropoda, Insecta, Hymenoptera, Vespidae. Gene Ontology annotation, cellular component: nucleus. Bases 143 to 2350 code for a protein of 735 amino acids. The transcript is spliced from 7 exons. The record is from RefSeq and is a predicted model, not a curated record.